Messenger RNA from Candida dubliniensis CD36, 3990 nucleotides. RefSeq names its product DNA-directed DNA polymerase gamma. NCBI's taxonomy places the organism in Eukaryota, Fungi, Ascomycota, Pichiomycetes, Serinales, Debaryomycetaceae. The transcript has a single exon. The coding region runs from base 1 to 3990 and encodes 1329 amino acids. Gene Ontology annotation, molecular function: DNA binding; 3'-5' exonuclease activity; DNA-directed DNA polymerase activity. The record is from RefSeq and is a predicted model, not a curated record. Gene Ontology annotation, biological process: mitochondrial DNA replication. Gene Ontology annotation, cellular component: mitochondrion; gamma DNA polymerase complex.
AUGUCAUCUAAGCGAUUUCUACUACGAAGGAUGAGUAAUAUCCACCGUAGUUUUGUCACAUCGCUUCGAAGAAGACAACAACAGCUGCUGCUGCUGCUGCUGCUAUCACUGCAGAAAUUUAUUGAGAAACCAAGAGUAAAUCAAUUGGGUAUACAGUACUUAUCUAAUGAUCUUCAUAAAAAAGUUUUCCCCACCACAUCAACUCAAGAUUAUCUAUCACCCCAAUAUCCACAAUUGUUAGAAAUAUCUAAAAAACAUUUACAAGAAAAUGAAUUAUUGGGUAAAAAAACACAAAUAACUGAACCAAUAACCAUAAAUAAUUUCCCACCUUUAGUUGGUAAAUCAAUGGAUGAACAUUUUAAUAAAUUAGGACAAAAAUCUUCUGAUCCUUAUUUAACUAUGGCAACAAAUUUUUUAAAGAAAGAAUUACCUUCAAAACCUCUGAAAUCACAAUGGAAAUUUCAAUCUGGUUGGACAAGAUAUACUAAUGAUGGCAAUCCUCCUCAACAAGUUCCAUAUCCUUUAGAAGAUACAUUAGUAUUUGACGUUGAAGUUAUGUAUAAGAUUUCCAAUUAUCCUGUAAUGGCCACUUGUGCUUCUAAUGAAGCAUGGUAUGGUUGGGUUUCACCAGCAUUACUUGAUUGGGGGAAACAAAUCAACAUUACUACCGAUAAAAUCGAUUGGAAUCAUUUAAUACCGAUGAAUUGUGCCAAAAAACCAAAAGUUAUUAUUGGAUAUAAUGUUAGUUAUGAUCGAGCAAGAAUUUUGGAAGAAUAUAAUAUCAAACAAACAAAAGCAUUUUAUCUUGAUGGGAUGUCAUUGCAUGUUGCUACUAGUGGGAUUUGUUCUAGACAAAGACCUAAAUGGGCUAAAUAUAACAAAGUUAAGAAAUUAUCCCAAGAAGAUGUUGAUGAGAUAGAAGGAACUUUGGAAGAAGAAGAAGAACAAUUAUCCAAUGAUACCAAUAAGGUGUCAGAUUAUGGUAAACUUUUAAGUGAUGGAUUUCAAGUUGCUGUAGAACUUGAAGUUGCUGAUGAUCCUUGGUUAUUGAUGGGAGCACCUAAUUCAUUAGCCAAUGUUGCUAGAUUUCAUUGUAAUAUUCAUUUGGAUAAAACUGAUCGAGAUUAUUUUGCCACUGAAGAUCCUAAUUUGAUUAUUGACAAUUUCUCUAAAUUAAUGGAUUAUUGUGCUAAAGAUGUUGAUGCAACUUUUGAAGUCACCAAAAAAUUAUUCCCAGUAUUUAUACAAAGAGUACCACAUCCAGUAUCAUUUGCGGCAUUGAGACAUUUAGGAACAUUAAUUUUACCAACAACAACUAAAUGGCCAAAAUAUAUUGAUUCUGCAGAAUCUUUGUAUGAAUCGAAUCGACAAGAAGUGACUAGUACUUUACAACAAUUGGCCAAUGAUUUGGUUGCACAUAUUAAACACAAGAACCGAAAAAAACCCAAUUAUGAAACUGAUCCUUGGUUGAGUCAAUUGAAUUGGCAAUUGAAAGAGGCAAGACUUAAAAAAGAUGGAACUCCAUAUAAAAAAUCCGCUUAUAUGACUGGGUAUCCUGAAUGGUAUCGUGAAUUAUUCAAAACUUCAAAAGGUGAAGAAAUGAAUUUAACUUUGAAAACUCGAAUCACUCCAUUAUUACUUCGAUUAAAAUGGGAGGGACAUCCAUUAUUUUGGGUAGAUUCUCAAGGAUGGUGUUUUAAAGUACCAUUUGAUGAUGAUAAUGAAAUUUCCCGAUUAACAGAGAAAAAAUAUGUUCAACCAAAAUUAACUGAAGAAGAAAUUAAUCAAACUAGAGAUGUAUUAUUAACAAAGGGGAAAUCAUAUAUUUUAUUUAAAGUUCCUCAUCCAAAUGGUCCAUCACUGAGAUGUACUCAUAUUUUAUCAAAAUUAUAUGUAAGAAAUUUUGAAGAUGGUACUCUUACAUCAGAAUAUGAUUAUGCUACCAAGAUUUUAAAUUUAAAUAAUGAAGCAUCAUAUUGGUUAGGUAAUCGUAAUAGAAUUAAAGAUCAAUUUGUUGUUUAUAAUCAAUUGGGGAAAAAUAAAUUUUUUGAUACCAUAAAGGAAAGUAAAGAACAUUCAUCCAUGGGGAUAAUUAUUCCUAAUUUAGCCACUAUGGGGACAAUUACUCGACGUGCUACAGAAAAUACUUGGCUUACUGCAUCGAAUGCUAAAAAAAAUCGAAUUGGAUCUGAAUUAAAAUCAUUAAUUGAAGCACCUAAAGGUUAUUGUUUUGUUGGAGCUGAUGUUGAUUCUGAAGAAUUAUGGAUUGCAUCAUUAGUUGGUGAUUCAAUGCUUCAAAUUCAUGGAGGUACUGCUUUAGGAUGGAUGACAUUAGAAGGUGAAAAAUCUCAGAAAACUGAUUUACAUUCCAAGACUGCAAGUAUAUUAGGGAUAUCUCGUAAUGAUGCAAAAGUGUUUAAUUAUGGGAGAAUUUAUGGAGCUGGAGUUAAAUUUGCUACGAGAUUAUUAAAACAAUUUAAUGGUAAUAUAACUGAUGAAGAAGCCGAUAAAGUUGCUCGACAAUUAUAUGAUAGUACUAAAGGUCGUACUGCCAUGACGAAAUAUUUACCUCUGAAAAUUUAUUAUGGAGGCACGGAAUCAAUCAUGUUCAAUACAUUAGAAGCCAUUGCUCAACAAGAAGAACCGAAAACUCCAGUUUUAGGAGCAAGUAUUACUGAUGCUUUAAAUGUUAAGAAUUUAAAUACCAAUCAAUAUAUGACAUCAAGAGUUAAUUGGACAAUUCAAAGUUCUGGAGUUGAUUAUUUACAUUUAUUGAUUAUUUCUAUGGAAUAUUUAAUUGAAAAAUAUGGUAUUGAAGCAAGAUUAGCAAUUACAGUUCAUGAUGAAUUACGUUAUUUAGUUAAAGAAACUGAUAAAUACAAGGCAGCACUUUUAUUACAAAUUAGUAAUAUUUGGACUCGAGCAAUGUUUUGUGAACAAUUAGGUAUUAAAGAAGUACCACAAUCUUGUGCUUUUUUCAGUGAAGUUGAUAUUGAUCAUGUGUUACGGAAAGAAGUUUCUAUGGAUUGUAUUACCCCAUCUAAUCCUACACCGAUCCCCUUUGGUGAAUCAUUAAAUAUUGGUCAAUUAUUAUUGAAAUGUCAACAUGGAGAUAUAUUAGUUGAUAAGAAUAUUAAACCUUUGACAUUAAGAACAAUGAAAUAUAAACCUCGAAAUCCAAUUAUUAAUGAAUUAGAUGGGGAUUUGUCAAUUAUUGAGAAAAUUGCUAAAAUUGAAUUACAAACAUCAAUUGAUAAAGAUGAAUGGAAAAAAAAUUUAUACAAUUUUAUUAAAAUUUCACGUAAUAAUAAACAAAAUGGGAAAAUAAUUAAAUCAAUUGAUAAAUCUCAACGAGUAAUGAAAAAAAAAUCAAUUAUUGAAUUUGAUUUACAACAAGAUAAUAAAAAGAAGAAAGAAAUAAAGUAUAGGAAAGACAUUCCAAAAAUGAAAAUUUCCCCCACCACCACCACCACCAGCAGCAGUACCGUUACCUCCACAAUAUCAACAAAUUCAAGGUCUAUUAAUCCCAAAAAUGAAACCGCAAUAAAAGCUGAUAAAUCUAACACUAGCGCAAACAUAUUAAAUUGGGAAUCUAAUGGAAAAUCAUAUAAUUCUAACAAUGGAAAAAUAAUCUAUCGGAAAACCUCGAGUAAAAUAAAUUCAUUUAACAAAUCUUCUAAUGGAUCAACAACAACAACAGUACCACAAACAACAAUCAAUAACAAUCGUCAACAGAUUUUUUUACAACAACAACGUCAUUUCAAAACCAGUACAAGAUUACAAUCAAUAAUGAAUGAAGAUUAUUCAUUACGAUUACCAUCAUCACCAUCACCACCAUCACCACGACGACGACGAUGGAGAAAUCCUAAUCUUAUAUCAGAGCAGAAAUUAAUGGUUUCUACUGAUUUAUCUAUUAUGAAUAUGAUGAUGAAAAAGAUUGAAUUAAACUCACGACGACGACGACGACAAGAACAAGAACAAGAACAAUAG